GGGGGGGAAUCGAGGGUGCAAGGGAGGGGGGUCAUGCCUCACGCAUAACAUUUCCUAAACGUUACUGUUAAGCCAAGGAAGGAUCAGUACCGCGAGCCCGUUCAGCCAGUGUAGCGGCGACCAGCGAAGUGGCCCAACGCGCCAUGCUGCUCCUACGCCCCUCGUCUAGACCCCGCCCGCCCCGCCUCCGCCUCUUUCCGCUCCUUCCUCUCCUCCUGCCGCUGCUGCUGGGUAAAACACACGGGGCCUUACCUGAAGACCUAAUAUGGGAAAUCUACCCAAAACAGGUGGCCCUCGGGGAGACCAUCAGCAUCAGUUACCAGCUGGACAAGAGCGCCCCGCCCUUCACCCUCGCCAUAGAUGUGAAUCGCGUGAGACUCGAAGUAAUGGAGUUCGAUGAGACUCCUGUGUACGGUAUGACGAUGCACAAGAUGAACGCAACAGGCAGACAUGAGGUGGCCUUGACCCUGAAGUGGGGGCCGGGCAAGGGGGCAACUCUCAAGGGAGACGUGUGGGUGUACAUCCCCCUCAAGCCCAGCCACGUCUCCCUCUCCCUCACCAACGUCACCCGCACUCCCCCUGGGGAUGUUACGAUGACCCUGAACCUCACCUCGGACGGGGAGCUGCCCACCCUAGUCACCGGCACCAUCACGUGGGGUCAAGGUCAGGCUAGCAAGGAGAUCGACUUCUCGGAGCAGACGGCCCCCGGGUCACUGCGCAACAUGUCGGAGAUCAUUAAGUACAGUUACCCAUCCGCCGGCUUCUUCCCAGUGGAGGUGGUGCUGGGGAACCCUAUAUCCAGCAUCACACUCAAGUCGCAGGCAAGUGGUGAUGAUGGUGGUGAUUGUGGUGAUGAUGGUUGCAAGGGGUGGUGA
Eriocheir sinensis (Chinese mitten crab) is the source of this 875-nucleotide messenger RNA. RefSeq lists its product as uncharacterized. Lineage: Eukaryota; Metazoa; Arthropoda; Malacostraca; Decapoda; Varunidae. The transcript has 5 exons. Bases 144 to 875 code for a protein of 243 amino acids. The record is from RefSeq and is a predicted model, not a curated record.